Messenger RNA from Tetrapisispora phaffii CBS 4417, 1128 nucleotides. It is a transcript of the gene MSW1, whose product is annotated as tryptophan--tRNA ligase MSW1. The record is from RefSeq and is a predicted model, not a curated record. Lineage: Eukaryota; Fungi; Ascomycota; Saccharomycetes; Saccharomycetales; Saccharomycetaceae. Gene Ontology annotation, cellular component: mitochondrion; mitochondrial matrix. Gene Ontology annotation, molecular function: ATP binding; tryptophan-tRNA ligase activity. Gene Ontology annotation, biological process: mitochondrial tryptophanyl-tRNA aminoacylation. The transcript has a single exon. The coding region runs from base 1 to 1128 and encodes 375 amino acids.
AUGCUAAGAAGAGGUUUAAGGAUAAAUCAUUUCUCUAGAAGGUUUUCUAGUACUGUAAAAGAAAUUGAUUAUAAAUUGAAUGGCCAAGAUAUUCCUGAUGAUGCUACAGUUUUUAGCAUGGUGCAACCUACGGGGAAAUUUCAUUUAGGGAACUAUCUAGGGGCGACUAGAGCUUGGAAGGAUUUAUGUGAUCUUAAAAAGGAUAACCAAAGGCUAGUUUUUGGUGUUGCUGAUUUACAUGCAAUAACUAUUCCAAAGCAAGAUGUUACAGAGUUCAGAUUGUUCAGGGAAGAAGCAUUAGCAAGCAUUCUUUCAAUGGGUGUUGAUCCAGAAAAGGCCAUAGUAAUGCAUCAAUCACACAUACCACAACACUCGCAAUUACAUUGGAUAUUAUCUACAUUUACAUCAAUGGGCUAUUUAAAUAGAAUGACACAAUGGAAAUCAAAAUCAAAUAUCCAUAAGAAUAAUGUUUCUGAAGCAGACUUGGGUAGUGUAAAAUUAGGACUAUUUUCUUAUCCAGUUCUGCAAGCUGCAGAUAUUUUACUUUAUAAAUCUACGCAUGUCCCAGUCGGUGAUGAUCAAACUCAACAUUUAGAGCUGACUAGAAGCCUGGCCCUACUUUUUAAUAGGACUUAUAAAACAAAUUAUUUCCCAGUGCCAGUUACAACUUUGACUCCAACCAAAAAGAUAUUGAGUUUGAAUAAUCCAGAGAAAAAAAUGUCAAAAAGUGAUCCUAAUCAACAAGGUGUCAUUUAUGUCAAUGAUGAACCAGAACAGAUUACUGUCAAAAUAAAUAAGGCAUUAACUGAUAAUAUAUCUGAUAGGUUUUAUUAUGACAAUGAAAAUAGACCAGGUGUUUCAAAUCUAAUAAAUAUUGUCAGUGGAAUCCAGAGAAAAGAAAUUCCUGAAAUCGAGAAGGAUAUUUCAAAUAUAAAUAACUACAGAGAUUUUAAAAAAUAUGUAAGUGAAAUAAUAAUAGAAGAAUUAAGAACUCCAAGAAAAAAUUUCAAAAGAUUAAUGAAGGAGCCAGAUUAUUUAAAGUCAAUUGUAGAUUCCGGGAAUCGGAGAGCAAGAGCUAUUGCAGAAAAAAAUAUUAACGAUAUCAUGAAGAUUAUGGGUUUAAAUUAA